AUGCCUAUCUGCCAGAGAUGUCAGUCGAGUUACGAUGAGGAUGAUAAUACGGAGGCGUCAUGUCGAUAUCAUCCGAAACAAUUCGUGUGUCGAUGGCAUCCCAAUGAACGGAAGCGAGAUGCAUGGGUCUGGGAUGCUGUAGAUGUGUUUGACUCUGCCUUGCAGGGAACGUUGAUGGAGAUGAUUAUAAGGCAUUGUUCUGGGACUGUUGUGGAUCAGAGAACCCUGACGAGAAAGGAUAUGUACCAGGCAGACACUACUUCUACGGAGAAGGCUAGGUCUAGUGGUAAGUACGCUUGA
Molecule: messenger RNA, 300 nt
Organism: Perkinsus marinus ATCC 50983
Lineage: Eukaryota; Perkinsozoa; Perkinsida; Perkinsidae
Exons: 4
Coding region: 1-300 (99 amino acids)
Source: RefSeq, a predicted model, not a curated record